UGCGACUUAACCUCCCCAUUUCGGCGUGUUUUUACAUCCGCGACCCGACACUCCCUGAUUAAUCAGUUUUUUCGAUUUAUUUAGGGCCGUGUAUUUUAAUUAAUUAAUUUUUGUCUCACUGCCUUGAAAUGACUGAGGUCCGGUUCACGCCGAGGGCCUACUGCAAGAUAAUACUGCAUGCGGCCAAAUACCCGCAUUGUGCCAUCAACGGAAUAAUGCUGGCGGACGCGGACGUGAAGGAGUCGAAAUCCAAGCCCCUCGUUAUAGUUGACGUUGUGCCGCUUUUCCACCUUUGCCUCCAUUUAACGCCUAUGGCAGAGCUCGCCCUCACUCAGGUCGACACCGUGUCAAAAGCCCUUGGCCAGAGAAUGGCAGGUUAUUACACGGCUAACGAAAGCUUGCAUGACAUGAGCUUAGAGAAACCAGCGACAAAAGUUGCCGACAAAAUCAACGACAUAUACCCACCAUCGUAUGUCGCAAUAAUCGAUCAGCGGAAGCUGACGCUCACCGUUGAAGAGCCUGCGCUUGUGCUGCUUAACUGCCCCGAAGGAAAAUGGGAGUAUAUGGACCAAAGCAGUUACGUCGUCGAUGACGAGUGCAGGAGGGUGGCAGCGAGCCUGCUCCACCGACAGGCUGACAAGCAACUCGUUGACUUCGACAACCACCUGGAUGACUUCCACGCCAGCUGGAGGAACCUGGAACUGAAUGAACAAAUCGACGCCCUUGUACAAACCCCUGAUAAGAUCGAAUGAAAUUUUUUUUUUGAUUUUUUUAAAUUCAUUAUUUUAAUAAAAUAUAAAUUAAAACUUUAUUAGUCAUUAAUUUC
Cimex lectularius (bed bug) is the source of this 826-nucleotide messenger RNA. It is a transcript of the gene EMC8-9, whose product is annotated as ER membrane protein complex subunit 8. The record is from RefSeq and is a predicted model, not a curated record. Gene Ontology annotation, cellular component: EMC complex. Bases 129 to 752 code for a protein of 207 amino acids. The transcript is spliced from 5 exons. Lineage: Eukaryota; Metazoa; Arthropoda; Insecta; Hemiptera; Cimicidae.